Molecule: messenger RNA, 1599 nt
Organism: Cynocephalus volans (Philippine flying lemur)
Lineage: Eukaryota; Metazoa; Chordata; Mammalia; Dermoptera; Cynocephalidae
Gene: CHRM5
Product: cholinergic receptor muscarinic 5
Exons: 1
Coding region: 1-1599 (532 amino acids)
Biological process (GO): chemical synaptic transmission; G protein-coupled receptor signaling pathway, coupled to cyclic nucleotide second messenger; gastric acid secretion
Cellular component (GO): synapse; dendrite; plasma membrane
Molecular function (GO): G protein-coupled acetylcholine receptor activity; G protein-coupled serotonin receptor activity
Source: RefSeq, a predicted model, not a curated record
AUGGAAGGGGAAUCUUACUUCAAUGCAACCACUGUCAAUGACACCCCAGUAAAUCACCAGCCUUUGGAACGCCAUGGGUUGUGGGAGGUCAUCACCAUCGCAGCUGUGACUGCUGUGGUAAGCCUGAUCACCACUGUCGGCAACGUCUUGGUCAUGAUCUCCUUCAAAGUCAACAGUCAGCUCAAGACAGUUAACAACUAUUACCUGCUCAGCUUAGCCUGUGCAGAUCUCAUCAUUGGGAUUUUCUCCAUGAACCUCUACACUAUGUACAUCCUCAUGGGACGCUGGGCUCUUGGGAGUCUGGCUUGUGAUCUCUGGCUUGCACUGGACUACGUGGCCAGCAAUGCUUCUGUCAUGAACCUUCUGGUGAUCAGUUUUGACCGUUACUUUUCCAUCACAAGACCUCUCACAUAUAGAGCCAAGCGAACCCCAAAGAGGGCUGGCAUCAUGAUUGGCUUGGCCUGGCUGAUCUCCUUCAUCCUCUGGGCCCCAGCAAUCCUCUGCUGGCAAUACUUGGUCGGGAAGCGAACAGUUCCACCAGAUGAGUGCCAGAUCCAGUUCCUCUCUGAGCCCACCAUUACUUUUGGCACUGCCAUUGCUGCCUUCUACAUCCCUGUUUCUGUUAUGACCAUCCUCUACUGCCGAAUCUACCGGGAAACAGAGAAGCGAACCAAGGACCUGGCUGACCUCCAAGGCUCUGACUCUGUUACUGAAGCUGAGAAGAGAAAGCCUGCUCACAGUGCUCUGUUUAGAUCCUGCUUUAGCUGCCCUCGACCCACGCUGACCCAGAGAGAAAGGAACCAGGCCUCCUGGUCAUCCUCCCGCAGGAGCACCUCCACCACUGGGAAGCCAUCCCAAGACCCUGGCCCAAGCGCCGACUGGGCCAAAUCUGAGCAACUCACUUCCUGUAGCAGCUACCCCUCCUCAGAGGAUGAGGACAAGCCCAGCACUGACCCUGUCUUCCAAGUGGUCUACAAGAGUCAGACCAAGGAAAGCCCAAGGGAAGAAUUCAGUGCUGAAGAGACCAAGGAAACUUUUGUGAAAGCUCAAACUGAAACAAAUGACUAUGACACCCCAAAAUACUUUCUGCCUCCAGCUGCUGCUCAUAGAUCCAAGAGUCAGAAAUGUGUGGCCUAUAAAUUCCGAAUGGUGGUAAAAGCGGACAGGACCCAGGAGACAAACAAUGGCUGUCACAAGGUGAAAAUCAUGCCCUGCUCCUUCCCAGUGUCCAAGGACCCUUCAACAAAAGGCCUCGAUCCCAACCUCAGCCAUCAAAUGACAAAACGAAAGAGAAUGGUCCUAGUCAAAGAGAGGAAAGCAGCCCAGACCUUGAGUGCAGUUCUCCUGGCCUUCAUCAUCACAUGGACCCCUUAUAAUAUCAUGGUCCUGGUUUCCACCUUCUGUGACAAGUGUGUUCCAGUCACCCUAUGGCACUUGGGCUAUUGGUUGUGCUAUGUCAAUAGCACUGUUAACCCCAUCUGCUAUGCCCUCUGCAACAGAACCUUCAGGAAGACCUUUAAGAUGCUGCUUCUCUGCAGAUGGAAAAAGAAAAAAGUGGAAGAGAAGUUGUACUGGCAGGGGAACAUCAAGCUACCCUGA